AUGCCCCUGUCCCUGGGAGCCGAGAUGUGGGGGCCCGAGGCCCUGCUGCUGCUGCUGCUGCUGGCAUCAUUUACAGGCCGGUGCCGGCCCGGCGAGCUGGAGACCUCGGACCUGGUGACCGUGGUGCUGGGCCAGGACGCCAAGCUGCCCUGCUUCUACCGAGGGGACCCCGACGAGCAGGUGGGGCAGGUGGCCUGGGCUCGGGUGGACGCGGGCGAGGGCCCCCGGGAGCUAGCGCUGCUGCAUAUCCAAUACGGGCUGCACGUGGGCGCGGCCUACGAGGGCCGCGUGGAGCAGCCGCCGCCCCCACGGAGCCCCCUGGAUGGCUCCGUGCUCCUGCGCAACGCGGUGCAGGCCGACGAGGGCGAAUACGAGUGCCGCGUCAGCACCUUCCCCGCGGGCAGCUUCCAGGCGCGGCUGCGGCUCCGCGUGCUGGUGCCUCCCCUGCCCUCUCUGAACCCUGGUCCCGCGCUAGAAGAGGGCCAGGGCCUGACGCUAGCAGCCUCCUGCACAGCGGAGGGUAGCCCAGCCCCCAGCGUGACCUGGGACACGGAGGUCAAGGGCACCGCGUCCAGCCGCUCGUUCAAGCACUCCCGCUCAGCUGCUGUCACGUCAGAGUUCCACCUGGUGCCCAGCCGCGGCAUGAAUGGGCAGCCGCUCACCUGCGUGGUGUCCCACCCCGGCCUGCUCCAGGACCAGAGGAUCACCCACAUCCUCCAUGUGGCCUUCCUCGCUGAGGCCUCUGUGAGGGGCCUUGAAGACCAGAAGCUGUGGCAGGUUGGCAAAGAAGGAGCCACCCUCAAGUGCCUGAGCGAAGGGCACCCCCCACCCUCGUACAACUGGACACGGUUGGACGGGCCCCUGCCUAGCGGGGUCCGAGCGGAAGGGGACACGCUGGGCUUUCCUCCGCUGACCACGGAGCACAGUGGUAUCUACGUCUGCCACGUCAGCAAUGAGCUCUCCUCCAGGGACUCUCAGGUCACUGUGGAUGUUCUUGACCCUCAGGACACCCCCGGGAAGCAGGUGGACCUGGUGUCGGCCUCUGUGGUGGUGGUGGGUGUGAUUGCCGCCCUCCUGUUCUGCCUUCUGGUCGUCGUGGUGGUGCUCAUGUCUCGGUACCAUCGGCGCAAGGCUCAGCAGAUGACCCAGAAGUAUGAGGAGGAGUUGACCCUGACCAGGGAGAACUCCAUCCGGAGGCUGCAUUCCCAUCACGCGGACCCCAGGAGCCAGCCGGAGGAGAGUGUAGGGCUGAGAGCCGAGGGCCACCCUGAUAGUCUCAAGGACAACAGUAGCUGCUCUGUGAUGAGUGAAGAGCCAGAGGGCCGCAGUUACUCCACACUGACCACGGUGAGGGAGAUCGAAACACAGACAGAACUGCUGUCUCCGGGCUCUGGGCGGGCCGAGGAGGAGGAAGACCGGGAUGAAGGCAUCAAACACGCUAUGAACCAUUUCGUUCAAGAGAAUGGGACCCUGCGGGCCAAACCCACGGGCAAUGGCAUCUACAUCAAUGGGCGGGGGCAUCUGGUCUGA
This is a messenger RNA of Enhydra lutris kenyoni (northern sea otter), 1530 nucleotides long. Its product is annotated as nectin cell adhesion molecule 4. Bases 1 to 1530 code for a protein of 509 amino acids. NCBI's taxonomy places the organism in Eukaryota, Metazoa, Chordata, Mammalia, Carnivora, Mustelidae. Gene Ontology annotation, biological process: heterophilic cell-cell adhesion; symbiont entry into host cell; homophilic cell-cell adhesion. The record is from RefSeq and is a predicted model, not a curated record. Gene Ontology annotation, cellular component: adherens junction. The transcript is spliced from 9 exons.